CUAUUGCUGCUGUAUGUGUAAUGUGCUAUUGCUCCUGUGGAGGUCUCUGCUUUCAUCAUUACAACGAUCUUUAGAGGAAGCAAACGGCCGGACGACUCACACAGACACCGAGAACCAACCCAAACCUCCAAAAACCACUUAAAUUUUACAUUUAGAGCAACAAGAUGACGACUGCACCUUAUAACUAUUCCUAUAUUUUCAAAUAUAUCAUUAUUGGUGACAUGGGAGUCGGAAAGUCGUGUUUACUUCAUCAGUUCACAGAAAAGAAAUUUAUGGCUGACUGUCCUCAUACAAUUGGCGUUGAGUUUGGCACAAGGAUCAUUGAAGUGAGUGGGCAGAAGGUGAAGCUACAGAUUUGGGAUACAGCAGGGCAGGAGAGAUUCCGUGCUGUCACACGCAGCUACUACAGAGGAGCUGCUGGGGCGCUCAUGGUGUAUGACAUCACCAGGCGAAGCACAUACAACCACCUCAGCAGCUGGUUGACUGAUGCCAGGAAUCUCACCAACCCCAAUACUGUGAUCAUUCUAAUUGGUAACAAAGCAGACCUAGAAGCCCAGCGGGAUGUCACAUAUGAAGAGGCCAAGCAGUUUGCUGAAGAAAACGGGUUGUUAUUCCUUGAGGCAAGUGCAAAAACAGGUGAGAAUGUGGAGGAUGCGUUCCUUGAAGCAGCAAAGAAGAUCUACCAGAACAUUCAGGAUGGCAGUCUGGAUCUGAACGCAGCCGAGUCGGGGGUCCAGCACAAGCCUACUGCCCCUCAGGGUGGGCGCCUCAGCAGUGAUACACAGCCCCAGAAAGAGGGCUGCAGCUGUUAAUGACCAUAGAGUCUUCAUUCUCUUUCUCUGUACCUUGCCCCCAGUUCCCACCUCUGCCUCUCUCUCUAUCUAAAAGCGUCUCCCCUUCCAAUUUGAUUUGUCAUUGAGUUUGGGGCCAGAUGGUUUUGAGCGAAGGAGGUGUAACAUAAUUAAUUACUCCCCAUAUCCUGCUCUCUUCAUUCCCUCCUCCUCACCUGUUUUGCUUAUUUCUCAUAUGCUCACAUCCCAGUGCUCCCAUCAAGCACUCGAGGGAGCACAGCUCCUCCACUGAACACUAAUCCUGAAGAGAGAUGAUUGUUGAUAAACUGAAGAAAUGCUGGGUUUAUCCUUUACAGACGUGAUGUGCAUAACUAUUAACUAAACAUCUCAUGUACAGGAGCUGUCUGAAUACUAGUGUAAUGUAAAUGAAAUGGAAAUAUUGGCAAACGUUCUUUGUGUUGACGUGAUGUCAGAAGUGAUCAGGAGGACAUGCAUCAUUGUGCGUAUGUAACAUUGUUUUGUUCAACAAACAAAAAAAAUCUAAAACUAAAAUAUUGUAUUUUGUUUUAAAGUAGACUUUUUGCAGUUUCACAUACAAUCACCAAAUAUUUAUCCCUGUUUGUACCUAUUCAGGAAAUAAUAUACAUGUACUAUACAAGAUUAGUAUUGUUUCGAAACCAUUUCAAUGGAAGGGCCAUUGUAAAAAUCGGCUAUUCCAUUGGUUGAUUCAGACAGUUAUUUUAACUUAGUAAUUGUAACUGUUAUAGUAAUAUAUUGAAAAGAAAAGGAUGCAUUUGAAGUCCUGAAGAAUGUUUUCCGCACUUUGCAGAUUUGAUUUGUUUUUCCCGAGGGCCUGGAGCUUGUUUUGUAUUACUGCGGUCUUAAGUUUGUCCUACUAAGUUUCAGAUCCCCUUUGGUCUAAAAAAGGGAAGCAGUAGUAUGAAAAACAGACCUGUUUGGGGACCAUGUACCAAACAUGCAGGCCCUGCAAACCUUCAUUAUAUCAAGAUAUUCAUUUUUCUACAUUAAUAAUUUCAGUUGCCUUAUGAUUUGCUCUGAUGUGUUGCCCCUUUUAUUUAUGCUCCUAGUAGCUUUUAUCAAAACAAAGGAAGUCCAGAAAUUGCAAUAGAGAUUUUGCCUUUUUGAACACCUUGAAAGCAUUCCAUUAAAUCCAUUUCCAAACACUGAUCAUAACAUGCCCUGUGCUGGGUUUCUUUAUAGGUUUAUUAAGCAUGAAGCAUGGUAAGACUACGUUUAAUAGGCAUCAUGGUUUUCCCUAAUCCGAUGAGAGUUAUUAACCCACUAUAAUUUAAGAAUAUGUAAUGCAAAGGCCUCCAAAGCAUGACAAACAUCAUUGUGGGGAAACUCUGUCCAGAUCCGUUUAGUAGUCAUCAAUUUGGUGGUGGUGGGUGAGAUGGGCUGACGUAACAACCAGCAGUGGUAUCUUUUUCAGAUGUGCAAUGAACAGAUAAAAAAAAUAAAUAAAUAAAAGGCAAAAAAAGAAGCACUACAAAAUAUUUUUUUUCUAUUGAAUUUGUGUAUUAUGGUAGAUUUUAAAAGUGGUUGUUUUGUAAACUGAAAAUCCAUGUUUUAAUUUGCUCCUACUUUCUUGCUUUUUUCACAUCUUUAACCUGCUCUUGAACUCAAGUAUGUCUUCUGUAAGUGGCAUUUGUUUGUAAUUAUGUUAAUAAAGACAAUACUGUA
This is a messenger RNA of Xyrauchen texanus (razorback sucker), 2495 nucleotides long. RefSeq names its product RAB14, member RAS oncogene family (gene rab14). The transcript is spliced from 8 exons. NCBI's taxonomy places the organism in Eukaryota, Metazoa, Chordata, Actinopteri, Cypriniformes, Catostomidae. The record is from RefSeq and is a predicted model, not a curated record. Gene Ontology annotation, cellular component: recycling endosome; trans-Golgi network; Golgi apparatus. The coding region runs from base 165 to 812 and encodes 215 amino acids. Gene Ontology annotation, biological process: phagosome maturation; endocytic recycling; defense response to bacterium. Gene Ontology annotation, molecular function: GTPase activity; GTP binding.